CGCAGCAGCAGCUCUGAUCUCGCGCCUCCAUCUCCCACUUUGUGCUGAAUACAGCCAGCUGCAACUUUUGUCACCGCACAGCUGCCGGUGUUUCCUCCUCUCUCACACACACACACUCUCACACACACAUACAACAAGCUGGAUUCAUUAAAAGUCGACAGAGGCAGCUGGAUGAUGUCAUAUCCGUGAAGCAGGGUCCCUGUAACCCAAACGCAGCUCGGAUUUUUCGCUGCGUGCGUGCCCACAAACUUUUUCCCCUCUCUCGCAGUGACGAGAUUUUCCUCCCCGCUGCCCACAUGGCAUGCGUAACGGGGACGAGUGGAUGGAUGUGCCCCCCUCCUCCCAAGGAAGCCUUGCUUUUCACCAGCGCGUAGUGGACGAGGUGGCGCGAGCCCACGGGCAGAAACUUGCGUGAGAAUUGUUGUACCCGGUCGCGGCGGUGGUGGUAGGAGGUGGAGGAGGGACACAUUGCUGAAGCAGCCGACAGAAUGUGGUCGCUGUCCGUGGUCCUGAACCCGCUGCUGUUCCUGCUGCUGUUCGGAUACUGCCCUUCAGUGACCAUCAGGCCAAAGGAGGGGUGGCAGGUGUACAGCUCAGCUCAGGAUGCAGAUGGGCGUUGUAUCUGCACAGUGGUGGCACCUGAACAGAAUCUGUGCUCCAGAGAUGCCAAAGGCAGACAGCUCCGCCAGCUCCUGGAGAAGGUGCAGAACAUGUCGCAGUCAAUUGAGGUGCUGAACCUGCGGACGCAGAGGGACUUUCAGUAUAUCAUGAGGAUGGAGAGCCAGAUCAAAGGACUGCGGUCAAAGUUUCGACAGCUCGAAUCGGACAGGAAGACGCUCGUCAACAAAAACUUUCAGGAGCUAAAGGGGAAGAUGGAGUCCCUGCAGCCGCUGAUCCCUGUCCUGGAGCAGUACAAGACAGACGCCAAGCUCAUCUCCCAGUUCAAAGAGGAGAUCAGGAACCUGUCUGGCGUGCUGAUGGGCAUCCAGGAGGAAAUGGGAGCCUACGACUACGAGGAGCUGCAACGUAGGGUCCUAAACCUGGAAAAUCGGCUCCGCAACUGCAUGAGCAAACUCACAUGUGGCAAGCUAAUGAAGAUCACUGGGCCGCUGACUGUGAAAACUUCAGGGACCAGAUUUGGAGCCUGGAUGACCGACCCACAGGCAUCUCCCAAAAACAACAGGGUCUGGUACAUGGACAGCUACACCAACAACAAGAUAGUAAAAGAAUAUAAAUCCAUCGCUGACUUUGUGGCAGGAGUCGAGUCAAGGACCUACAACUUGCCUUUCAAAUGGGCCGGAACCGACCACGUGGUGUACAACGGCUCUCUUUACUACAACAAGAUGCAGAGCAACAUCAUCGUGAGGUACAGUUUCGAGACGGGCCGCGUGGUCACCCAGAGGGCUCUGGAGUCGGCGGGCUUCCACAACGUGUACCCCUACACCUGGGGAGGCUUCUCCGACAUCGACCUGAUGGCGGACGAGCUGGGCCUGUGGGCCGUGUACGCGACCAACCAGAACGCUGGAAACAUCGUCAUCAGCCAGCUGAACCCGGACACGCUCCAGAUCCUCAGCACAUGGAACACAGAGUACUCAAAGAGGAAUGCCGGCGAGUCUUUUAUGAUCUGUGGGACGCUCUACAUCACUAACUCCCACCUGACCGGCGCCAAGGUAUACUAUGCUUACUCCACUAAAACCUCCACAUACGAGUACACAGACAUUCCUUUUCAUAACCAGUACUUCCACAUGUCUAUGUUGGACUACAACGCCAGGGACCGCGCCCUCUACGGCUGGAACAACGGCCACCAGGUCCUGUUUAAUGUUACACUUUUCCACAUCAUUAAAACUGAGGACGACUCUUAAGCAGAGGGACAUCCAUACACAUAAAAGAAGUUAUGGAAAACAUGGAUGUUUGCACCUGAAUGUUCCUACAAAUACCAUAGACUGUAUGAUAAAGAUAGACGACAUGAUAGCUCCCCCAAAAUGAAGCCAAAACAUCUUGAUCACCCCCUGGUGGCUGGCUGCCGUAGAAGUCAUAAACCUUGCCCCCUCUAUGUUAGCAGAUGGAAAAUGGGCCAAACUAAAAUCUUAUGCCUGGUUCACACUACACGAUAUCAGCCCGAUUAUAGCCCGACGCAGCUUCAUACAGUGUCGGCUUGGAUCGUGAACAAGUGUCGUAUGCGAUAAUCCAUUGUUUUAUCUCGUGUAGUGUGUCAUAGAGGACGACGACUGACGCCACGUCUGGGAUGUCUCACAACGUCCCGACACUAAGUAUAGCAUGUCGACUUGACCUGCCGUGGACAACUGCAUGUCAACAACACCGCAAACUUUUUGAUAUUUCCUCAAGGGACUAGCCUACCACACAAAGUAAAAAGAGGAAAAUGAUGGCGUCAAACAGCAGAGGCACCUUAGCAGCCUGGUGAGUACUGCCAGUAGCAUACGGCUAGCAAACAAUGUUAUUUCUUCACAAUGGAGACGAAUAUAAAGGAAUAAAAUUUAAAAAAUAGUGGCAGGACUUUUACUCAUCAUUACUGCAGAGGCUACCAGCUUCAUUUGAAACAGACUACAUUGUAAACGGACUUUUAUUUAUUAUUUCCUCUGUAUUUUUAUACUUUCUUUUUAUCCGCUCCCGUUUGCCUUGAUAAAGUUAAUGCAUCGCGCCGUCAUUUCAAACACUUUCUGUAUCUGUUUCAUAAUAAAAUCCCCUCAUAACUUUGGCUGAGAGAAUCCCUUCAUUUUCUAAAAACUAAAAAAGCUUUUAUUGUGAAACAUUUGCAGGAACUUAUCGUGGAGGAUUCAGUGACUUGCACAGUUUGCAUCCGGUACUUAAAAUGCAGCUCCUGCCAUCUGGUGGCGUUCUAUAUGUCACUACUACAACAUUUCAGCUGGCACAUGAACAGCCACAGUGACUGAAAUAAUAGUACUACUAAUAAAAAUAGAACAAGAUAACCCGAUGACAUCACACACUGCCAGGGACGAUUGAUGUGGACCAUUGUGUAGUCUGUCAUGUCUGUCGGCCAAGUCAUGACAGGAUAUGUCCCCACCAUCGUCUAAUCUGACAUAGUGACCAUCGGAACAGACAAAAAUAUCGUGUAGUGUGAACCUGGAAUUAAAGUACACUUUAAACAUAUUUUUCUGAAAGAUGGUUUCUAUUAUUUUAUAAAGUUGUUAUCACGCUGAUGUUCAAAUGUUCAUUUAUCUGAUACGUUUGGUUUUAAUUUGUUAAUUGAUGCUAUUAAAAGGUUAUUAAAGGGAGGUUUGAAGUCAUGACUGAGAGCUGUGUGUGCCAAUCAGUGUGCUGGUGAUGAAUGGUGCUGCUUGGAAUUGGUCAGACGGAUAAAUGGGCAAGAACUUGAUACCGCAGAGAAAGCAGACUGUUUCCAAAUGACAUCAACAGCACCAGAUGGUAGCGGCCAUAACUGGGAUACUUUGGCUUCAUUUUUGUACAGUGGGAGUAAGUGGAGAUGCAUCUUUAUGUGCAGUCUAUGAUAAAUGUAUUUAUUUAUUUAUUUAUUUAUUUAUUUAUUUAUUUAUUUAUUUAUUUAUUUAUUUAUGUAUUCAUCAUUUCCCUGAUUACUUUGGGCACUUUAUACAAAUGUAUUUACCGACAUCUUGCUAUUUUCCUGUUUUCAUAUACAAGUUAAUUAAGUUAUUGAAGAGUUAAGAUAAUCUCCAAGUGCCAACAUGACACUCUCUCUAUAAAAAUAAAGGACUGCACAAAGUUUAAACACAUUUGGUGCAUUCUGAAAUAUACAAGUAACACAUCUUCAACUAAAUAAUGGCACUCUAAAUGAACUUUCUGUAAUAUCUGCAGGUCCUUUUUUCCUCCAAAAUGAAAGCUUUUUCCCCCCAAAUGAAGUCCUCAUAUUUAUAAUGGUCUUCUCAUUCAGUGUUGCAUUUAUUCAUGCCCCCCUGAUUUAUUCAUAUUUUGACUGUGUUCACUAAUUGUUCGUUUUGUUUCCAUUCUCUCCUUGCCAUUUAUUCAUCAUCUCCUAAUUUAUUCCUGCCUUUCACUGCCUCCAUUUAGCUUUCAAUUUAUCUUUGUACUUUUCCUUUCUAAGGGUUUUUUUUUGUACAUGACCUUGUACAAGACAUGGAGAAAUGUGGUGAACCAUAAUGCACCUGUAUAGUUAUUGUACUUGGCUUUCUGUGUCUAUGAAGAUUCUCAGUCAUCCAGGUCAUAGGAUGUCUUGGAGUACUAAGUCAAAGCACUUAAGCAAACAGCAUGUCUGAUUGGCUUUGACUUAGUAUUUUCAAGAUACAAGCUUUUUUGUAACUUCAGCAACGGUUUGUAUGCCUUAUUCAGUGCAGUGCGUUCUGUAAGGAUAACAGCUCUCGUGCAUGAAUGUUGGCUAUCCUAAUACCAUUUUUACUGUAACUGUAUAGCUGUGUAUUUUGUAUCUGCACAACAUCCCAUUCUCCUCCUCUCUAGCUAUGUUAAUGGUAAACAAACCAUUUGUACAGA
Molecule: messenger RNA, 4464 nt
Organism: Epinephelus fuscoguttatus (brown-marbled grouper)
Lineage: Eukaryota; Metazoa; Chordata; Actinopteri; Perciformes; Serranidae
Product: noelin-3-like
Exons: 6
Coding region: 489-1862 (457 amino acids)
Biological process (GO): signal transduction
Source: RefSeq, a predicted model, not a curated record